AUGACUGAAGAUCCGAGCGACUGGGAGGAAACAAUUGAUCCACGACCGCACGGGGAUUGCGAUGUUGGCGACUCCGACGUUGUCAACAUUGACGCUUUGGAGCAAACAGAGGACGAGUCGCAUCAGGCACUAGACCAAACAGCUGAUGUAGAGCACGGAAACAAAGAAAGUUUAAUCGACAAACCCUCAACUGAAGAUUCAGCCGAGAAUCUAUCUGGAUGUAUAGCUGACAUGGUCUCGGAAUGCCCUUCGACUAUUGCCGUGGUGGAAAAUGAUAGUCAAGGUACAAACGGAAGCGUUUUACCAAAAAAUGACUCAUCAAAUGACCGUUUUUCUUUGGAUGCCCGAUUUGAUGAACGAACAGAGGCAAUGCGUCUCGAUGACCAACAAGAUACAUCAAAUCACGAUGUCGAGCCUUCUGGUGACACUGGGUCGCCACCAUCUUACUCUCAAACCCAAAAUACUAUAGUCGACACAUUUGAAGUAAAAGAUUCCCAUCGCGCUCAAAAUAAGCAAGAAAGCCCUUCAGAAACACGUGAAGAAGGUAUGCGUGAGCUUAUCUGCGAAAAUGACACUUGUCAUUCGGACGCAGAGAAAUUGCGCAGCGAACCUCCGAAAACCAGAGAAGAAAAAAAGGGUUCAUCAGAGAUGAAUGAGCAAAAGAGUUCGUCAGAUCCUAAUUCUGAACGCUCGACAGGCCCUGCUGGGAUACCUUUACCGGGAUCACCUUAUUUCAAUCCUUUCGACUCACCAACGGAAGGAGAACGAGGCUCACGCCGGGGCUCCACUGACGGUAUUCCUUCAUUGGACGAUACACUGCCCGGUGAACUCUUUGCCAAUUCACCCAUGAAACAAGUAUGGGAGCUUCGAAAACGCAAAUUAGACCAGGCAAAUGAGACGAUGGACAAGGUUAUGGAUAUGGUUGGGAUUGAUCACAUAAAAGCAGCCUUUCUAGACAUUAAGGGAAUGAUUGAUACAGCACGAAGCCGACGUGAACAUUUAAGGAAGCAUGAUCUCAAUUUCGUCUUGACUGGUAACCCAGGAACUGAGCCUCCAGAAUACAAAUCCUUGUCGGGUCGCAACCUCAACACCGCAUCAAACUUACAGACUUUUGUUGACUCAAUCAGCGACGGAGUCUUGUCUCUUUACGACGCAGGCUCCGUUGAUUACAAUGUAUUUGCAUUCUUAAUAGACGCUUUAAACAAUCGUCCUGGGGUUAUUUUGAUCAUGUCAGGCUCAGCUGACAACAUACCACCCCUCCUAGGAAGUUCUCCGAAUGGCAGGUGGCUUUUUCCACAGAGACUUCAUAUCGAAGACUAUAAUGAUGAAGAACUUGGAAACAUUUUCCUACAGAUGGUUCGGCAAGACAAUUUUAAGAUCGAAGGGGGACCAACUGGCCCGUAUCCUCGCAUAUUAGCUAGGCGUGUGGGUUAUGGCCGAGAUGAGCCUGGAUUCGGAAACGCACAUGAACUCCGGUUAUCCUACUUAAAAAUCCUAGAGCGACAAGCUUCUCGCCUCCUGAAGAAGCUGGUAAAGAUCGAUGAUCUAUCGGUUGAGCCGGCUCCAGAUGAGAACCUACUGACAGGUGAAGACAUUCUUGGACCUGAGCCUGAGGACUGCCGAGAAAAGUGUGACGCAUGGAAGGAGCUUGAAAAAAUGGCUGGGCUAGAUGAUGUGAAACUAGCCAUUAGCAAAAAUUUUGAUCGGGCUAAAGUCAACUACCGAAGAGAGAUCGACGGCAAGGAGCUUCUCAACACAUCCUUGAAUAGAGUCUUCUUGGGGCCGCCUGGAACAGGUAAAACGACAGUAGCAAAGCUCUAUGGUCAAAUCAUUGCGGAAAUUGGUCUCGUGCCAAAUCGAGAAGUGGUUUUCAAAGUUCCCAGCGACUUCAUUGGCCGCUAUUUGGGCGAUUCGGAGUUUAAAACAAAUGCUAUUAUAAACGCGACAAAAGGGAAAGUCUUGAUUAUAGACGACGCACACAUGUUCUUCAAUGGGACAGAUGAGACGGAUGAAUUUCGGCUUGCCUGCCUUGAUGUUAUUGUUUCUAAAAUCCACAACAGACCGGGAGAGGGUCGCUGCAUUAUCCUCAUCGGAUAUCCCGACAGGAUGGAGGAGAUGUUUCAAAAGUGCAAUCCAGGACUGCGUCGACGGUUUCCACUUGAGGAAGCCUUUCGAUUUCACGAUUACGAUGAUGAGAGACUCCGAGAAAUACUUGAUUUGAAAAUGGAAGAGAGCGAGAUCAAAGCUUCUACAGCUGCGAUGGAAGUUGCUUCAGAAGUGCUGCGCCGGGCAAGAGAUCGACCUAAUUUUGGCAAUGGCGGAGACAUUGUUAAUUUGCUAAAUCAGGCAAAGGUCAGAUAUCGAGAGAGAACAUUACGAAAGGACACGCCCAAAGGGCCAGAAAACUGUCAUGAGGCAAGGAAGACAAAAAAGCUCAAUGGAGACAAGCCAGCCCUUAGCCAGGAAGCGGUUGCAACUUGCGGAUUGGCUCACACAAACUCGUUUGAGCUUCAUGAUCUGGAGAUGGCCAGUAUUACCCUCGAGCCGGAGGAUUUCGACCCCAACUAUAAUCGUGGAUCUACUGCAGCCGAAAGAUGCCGAGCCCUCUUUGAUGGCUUAAUAGGAUUCGAAGAGACGAUUUCACUCUUUACAGGCUAUCAACGAACGGCUGAGAACUUACGGCGUAAAAAUAAGAAUCCCAGGGACACUAUUCCUUUUACCUUUGUUUUUAAAGGUCCACCAGGUACUGGGAAGACACACACAGCUCGCAUAGUUGGUCAGAUUUUUUAUGAUAUGGGGAUUUUAUCUACUAAUGAGGUAGUUGAGUGCUCUGCUUCACAGUUGAUUGGGAAGUACGUUGGUCAUACUGGCCCAAAGGUAAUCGAUUUAUUUGAAAAAUCACUAGGCAAAGUUUUAUUUGUCGACGAAGCCUAUCGCCUAGGGUUUAGUGGUCGAAACAGCUUUGGAGACGAGGCAGUCGCGGAAAUAGUUGACUGCAUGACGAAACCUCGCUACCAGCGCAAACUAGUCAUUGUUCUAGCUGGUUACACACGCGAGAUAGACCUUCUUAUGAAAGUGAAUGCUGGUCUUCGAGGUCGUUUCACUACUGAAAUCAACUUCAGUCCCAUGAAGCCGCGGGCAGCUCUGCAAUAUCUUCGAACCUUACUCUCCAAGCAAGAUAUUGAAUUGCUGGAAGACAAUGAUGUUGACACAAAUGAGUACGAAACAAUAAUAAGGCUACUUAUGAAGCUAAGUAUGACAAAUGGCUGGUCGAAUGGACGAGAUGUCAACACACUAGCGGGUAUGAUUACGGAACAUGCUUAUAAUCACAGCGAAGUGGAAGAAGAUGGCAAAAGCGUGUUUGUUCAAAGAAGAGACUUGAUCAAGCUUCUUAAGGACAUGUUACGACAAAGGAUUAAGGGAGGGGUAGCUUGA
Molecule: messenger RNA, 3435 nt
Organism: Trichoderma aggressivum f. europaeum
Lineage: Eukaryota; Fungi; Ascomycota; Sordariomycetes; Hypocreales; Hypocreaceae
Exons: 3
Coding region: 1-3435 (1144 amino acids)
Molecular function (GO): ATP hydrolysis activity; ATP binding
Source: RefSeq, a predicted model, not a curated record